GUCACGGUGGUACUAAUGAGUGAGCGGUGUUGUUGUCGCUCAUUCCAUUUAGUGGCUACAUGAGGUACGACGCGCGGGUUGCAAGUCAUGUAUAUUUUUGUGUACACAAAACAUAAAAGUGUUAUUAUGACGUAAUUGGAUCGCUGUUUUCUACCCAGUGCCCAACGUGUGCUCCUAUUACGUGGCUGGCCCUUUCAGUCUAUGGCAAUACGAUUAUACGGCGUUUAUCAAAAUAAAGGAUUUGCUAUUACUGUUUUUUCACACUGUGCCAAGAAAGAGUUUCUAAAAAGCUCAUGAUGUCAUAAGAAGACUGGUUGUGCCAAACUGUGGCCCUGCCGGGGAUAAAGGAUAUCAUUCUCCACGACCGGGGAUGCUGGGCAUGUUCGCACCUAAUCUUUGCCCCCCCCCUCCCCCCAAAUAAAACAACAGAAUAAGGACAAAGAGUAGGAGGACACACUUCACUUGUUACAUCUGAAUCUCAGACUGCCGUCCAACAUGUUGCAUUUAUAUUCUGAGAACCCGAACCACAAAAUCAUGGCCCUCGCUGUCUAACUGUAACGUCAUGCCAUGCGCUGCUGGGGGUGUGUGCUUACUAGGCCUCACCUCCUCCUCAGAAAACGCCCCUGAUACUUCGGAGAGAAGUGUAGUGCCCACUCCCAUAUCUCCCGAGCCGGCAGUGCGUACCUCCACUACUAACGCAAGUACCGCCGCUUCUAUAAUAAUUAUCCCCAACACGGACGUCCUUCACGAACAUCUAAACAUCAGCCAAACCACCGCCGGCAGCAUCAACGACAGAAGCGAUAGAAGCGUCCCCACCAACACCACCCCAACGGCGGCAACAACAAGCAACGGCACCGCCGAGGAGGCCCUCAACAACGGUUCCAUCCUCCCAGGGGCGUACGACACGGCGGACCCCCUGCACCGGAGUCACCACCUCCCGGCGGCGCCCACCUCUACCUAUGCCAUCGCGAUCCUCUCCCUCUCAAUCGUCGUCUUCUCCAGCUCCACCCUUGUCCUCAUCGCCACGCGAUUCACCAGCGGCGGCCGGAGCGCCACACUGGUCUUCCUCCGCAGCUUGUGCCUCUCGGACAUCCUCAUGUCCACCUAUGGCGUGUCCAAAAUGGCCAUGCUCUUGUGUAUGGAGGACCUGCACGUCAACUUCUUCCUGCCGGAGAGUCUGUUCUUCACCGCUUCGCUGGCCUCUACCAUGUCCCUGCUCUCCCUCAACGUGGACUGUUUCGUCAAACUGACCAGGCCGCUCGAGUACGCUCAGGUGGCCCUCGCCCGCCUGCCUUCGCUGCCAGCCCCGGAACCAGACUGUUUCACUGCGAGAGGGCUGGAAGUGAGGAAGUACAGACGCCUUCACCGCACCAUUGUCAUGGAGUCCGGAAUGUGGCUAUGUUGUUACCUGCCUUUCUUCCUCUACCUGGGCCUGGCCUGCCCCCAGUGUCCUCUAUCUCACUACCCGUACAGGGACUCUGCUGUCCUCUACUUCAUCCCCGUCUUCCUGGUCAAAUCGCUGCUCAGCUCAGCGUUACAAGCUGUGAGAACACUACACGUGCACGCCAUUAUGAACAGGCUUUUGGCCGACUUUUCGGUGAUGAGACAUUUGAGGCGGAUGCAAACAAGAGGGAGUGGGAGUGAGGGGAGUGGGGAGAGGGGGCGUGAGCGCCCAGCGCAGCCCAAAAGCGCGGGCGAGACCACCAUCUCGUACAUUAACCCUCUGUGCAGUGACGACGAAGGAGGUGGCGAAAAUCACCAUCAACAAAACCGAAGCAUCACUAUCAUCCCCCAUAGGCAUAACGAUUACCAUCAACGCCAUCAUCAUCACCGCUAUCCUAACAACAACAACAACAACAAUAACCGCCAGAGUUUUCUUAACCAACAGCGACGACGCCCGCAGUCCAGAGAAGAUCACGAUCUGACCCAAACACCGACCCACAAUCACCAACAGUUACAGCCACUGCAGCUGCAACUACAACAACAUUACGAACAACAAGAAGUGCACCACCAGCAGCAACAACAACAGCAACGCCAAAAGUCCCAGUCCCGGUUCACUGUAAGGGAGAGCGACUUCCUGCUUCACCAGGCCAUCAGCGACAGCGACCUGACAGAUCUGACCCACAACUCGGACACACCGCCCAGCGACACCGGCUCGCGCUCCUCCCCCGUCAUGGGCAUUGUCAACCUUGCCUUUCGUGAAUCCAUAGACCUCGGUCACCAGACACUUGAUGAUGUGCCCAUAGAGACCACAGCGCUAUAGGGAUUGCGAUAUAUUCUACCCGUCAGUGUAUAUCUCUGACAGACAACAAUGCUAUAGAGGCAUUGCUAUAUCUGCCACCAGUGGGAGUAUAUUAUCUCUCCCAGACCACAGUGCAAGCAUUGCUCUUCUACUCGUCAGUGUAUAUAUCUCGCAGACCAUAGUGUUAUAGGCACUGCUGUCUCUCUUAUCGGUCAGUGUAUAUCCGUCACAGUUUUCAGUGCUGAAGUCGCUGCUGUAUCUCCUAUCCGUCACCGUCAAAUUAUAACAUGUGUGCAUACCAUAGUGCUAUAUAUAAGUAGAGUUGUAUCUCCUAUCGGUCAGGUCAUAACAUGUGUACAUACCACAGCGGUAUAGGCGACUGCAGGAUCUCCUACACGUCAGAUCAUAUCUCUCACAGACCACAGGGAUGUAGGCAUUACCUCAUAUCGUCUAUCAGUCUGGUUAUAUAUGAUAAAUACCACAGUGCUGUAAGCACAAGUGCAUCUAUCAGUCAGACCACAGCGCUAAAGCACUGCUAGUAUCUUCUAUCAGUCAGAUUAUAACAUGCGUCACAUACUAUAGCACUAUAACUAUAAGCAUUGUCGUAUCUCCUACAAGUCAUGUGAUAUCUCUCGCAGACCACAGCGCUAUAAGCACUGCUGUUAUCUCCUAUCGUAUCAGCCAGAUGAUACACGCAACAGACCACAGCGGUAUAGCACUGCUAUAUCUCCUACAAGUCAGGUCAUAUCUCUCACAGACCACAGAGUGUAGGCACUGAAGUGCAUCCUGUCCAACAGAUUAUAUAUGUCUCAUAUCACAGAGUCUAAGCACUUCUGUAUCUCCUACUAGCCAGCUUAUAUCUCUCAAAAAACCACAGCGCCACAGGUACUGCUGUAUAUCCUACCAGACGUCAGACUUUACCUGUCACAGCAACUGUUGGUCUCAUGUAUUAAGUGCCGUCCUCUUUCCCUUGUCAAAUUAAACCUUUAUUGUAUGUUUACUCUCUCGAUCGCUCUUUCCGUGAAAUUAAAGACAAAAUCAGGUGGGUCCAAACUUUUGGCAUUUCCCAAGACCCCAAUAAAGACGAUUUACGAACGAG
Messenger RNA from Aplysia californica (California sea hare), 3341 nucleotides. RefSeq lists its product as uncharacterized. Gene Ontology annotation, molecular function: G protein-coupled receptor activity. Gene Ontology annotation, biological process: G protein-coupled receptor signaling pathway. Gene Ontology annotation, cellular component: membrane. The record is from RefSeq and is a predicted model, not a curated record. Lineage: Eukaryota; Metazoa; Mollusca; Gastropoda; Aplysiida; Aplysiidae.